ACAAAAAAGGAGGAUCAGCGCGUGACGAGGGAGGAGCAGUGCUUCGUUGACCCAUCCCCGUUCCUCAGGACAGGUCGCUCCCCAUGGUGACUGCUGCCACUUCCCAGGUCUUCCUCCUCCUCUCAACUGCUCCUCCCCCAUUCCACUCCACUAGUCCCCUGCUACUCCCCUGACCCCCUGAGCAAUUGCUCGAGUCCCCUCCCAAUCUAGUCCCCAAAUCCCGAUCUCCUUACCCAGAUCCUUUCUGAAAUCAAGCAGUCGCAAGUCAGUAUAAGUGGAUCUGCAGGCUGUAGCUGCACAUUCGUGAGGGGUGUCCAUUUAGUUUUUGCAAGCUGCAAGCUGGGAGCAACCAUUCGAAAAGCUACUGUAACAGACCACCUUUAAUUCUUUAUUUUAGAAGAUUGCGUCCGACUGACACUGUGAAACAAGCGAGUUGGAUCUAAGGGCGAGCACGGGGGCCAUGGAGGGUGCUCUGGUGAGUGUGGCGACGGGGACCCUGAAACCCGUCCUGGGGAAGCUGGCCUCUCUGAUGGGCGACGAGUACAAGCGUCUCAAGGGGGUGCGCGGCGAGAUCAAGUUUCUGACCGAUGAGCUUACCGCAAUGCAUGCCUUUCUCCUGAACAUGUCAGAGGAGGAGGAUCCUGAUGUGCAGGAUAAAGUUUGGAUGAAUGAGGUGCGCGAGCUGUCCUACGGCAUGGAGGACUCCAUCGAUGACUUCAUGAAACAUGUAGAUGACAACGACACAAAGCCAGGUAGCUUCACGGAGAGGAUCAAGAACUUGUUGGGGAAGAUGAAGACUCGCCAUCGGAUUGCAAACGAGAUCCAAGAUUUGAAGAAACGUAUCAUUGAGGUGGGCGAGAGGACUGCAAGGUACACAACUCGUGAUGCCUUGUCCAAAACCGUCAAUGUGACCGUUGACCCUAGAGCUCUUGCAAUCUUUGAGCAUGCCUCAAUGCUCGUCGGAAUUGAUGAACCGAAGGCAACGCUAAUCAAACUCUUGACUGAAGAGGACGGAUGUGCAUCAACACAAUAUCAACAAGUGAAGAUGGUCUCUGUCGUUGGAUCUGCAGGAAUGGGCAAGACAACUCUUGCAAACCAAGUGUAUCAAGAGCUCAAAGGCAAACUCAAGUGUCGGGCUUUCGUGUCAGUGUCACGCAAUCCAGACAUCAUGAAUAUUCUCAGAACUAUUUAUGGUGAAGUUAGCGGGAAACCUUAUACUGACACAGAAGCAGGGAGUGUACAACAACUCCUCGCCAUUAUCUCCAACUUCCUUGCAGACAAGAGCUACUUUAUUGUUGUUGACGAUAUAUGGAAGAAGGAAACAUGGGAUGUUAUUAAGUACGCAUUCCCCAUGACCAGUUGUGGCAUAAUAAUCACCACUACUCGUAUGAAAGAUGUCGCUAAUUCAUGUCAGACGUCAUUCAGUGGCCAUAUUUAUAACAUAAGGCCUCUUGAUAUUGUUUAUUCAAGACAGUUAUUUCACGGAAGAUUAUUUAACUCCGAAGAAAAUUGCCCUCCAUACCUUAAAGAAGUUUCUGAUCAAAUCUUGAAAAAAUGUGAUGGGUUACCUUUGGCGAUCAUCGAUAUAUCUGGUUUGUUGGCUAACACAGAAAGAAUAGAGGGCCUAUGGAACCAAGUGAAAGAUUCAAUUGGCCGUGCACUUGAAAGAAAUUCUAGCGUUGAAGGAAUGAUGAAGAUAUUGUCACUUAGUUAUUUUGAUCUGCCUCCUCAUCUGAAGACGUGUCUCUUAUAUGUGAGUAUAUUUCCGGAGGAUUCUUUUAUUGGGAAGAAUGAUAUCAUAAGUAGGUGGAUAGGUGAAGAAUUCAUUCACAAAGAAGGCAGAUAUACAUCACAUGAGAUAGGAGAAAGGUGUUUUAAUGAGCUCCUUAAUAGGGGUUUGAUUCAACCGGGGAAGACAAAUGAAUAUGGUGAGGUAGAGAGUUGCCAAGUUCAUGACACAAUUCUUGAUUUCAUCAUAUCCAAGUCCAUAGAAGAGAACUUCGUUACUUUACUAGGUGUUCCAAUUCUGACAAUUGGGACACAAAGCAAAGUCGUUCGUCGACUCUUUCUACAAGGAAUUAAUCAAGGAAAUUCAACAAUACAGCCAGCAGGUUUGGUGUUGUCCCAUGUACGAUCACUGGGUGUGUUUGGAGGUUUUGUGGAAAUCCCUUCUCUGGAGGAAUUCAAACAUCUGUGUGUUCUCCACUUGAGCCAUUGCCAAUCAUUGGAAGAACAUCAUCUUGAGAAUAUAGUGAGGUUGCCCCAGCUAAGGUACCUGAACCUCAAAAAUACAGAAAUAAGGAAGCUCCCAGAACAAAUCGGGCGUUUAGGUUGCCUAGAGUUGUUGGACCUAAGACACACUUGUGUAGAGGAAUUGCCUGCAUCUAUUGUUAAUCUCAAAAAAUUGACGCAUCUUCUUGUUGACUAUGGUGUUAAAUUUCCUGAUGGAAUUGAGGAGAUGCAAGCAUUGGAGACAUUGGAAGAGGUCAGGUUCUCCAACCAACCAUUUGGCUUCCUGUCCGGCCUUGGCCAACUAAAGAAUUUGAGGAAUCUGGUUCUUUUCUUUGGUUUCGAAGAGUAUUCUGACACUAAGGAUGCAAAUAUGGUUGAAGAGGAGUGCAUCAAAUCUAUCAUCUCUUCCCUGUGUAAACUAGGCACCCAGGACCUUCGCUCUCUAACUAUUUGGGAUUGGAGCAGCCUCUUACAAGAACCUUUGUGCCCGCUUACCCUCGAUAGACUUAUUAACUUCUCGUUAGGCGCCCCACAGGUUCCGAAAUGGGUGAGCUCCCUCAGAAACCUCCAAGAGAUACACCUUAUAGUGGAUGAAGUCAAGCAGGAUGAUCUCUGCAUCCUUGGGGCCUUACCCACUCUGCUCAUUCUGCAUCUGGAGGAAGAAACAAUGUCAAACAAAAAAAUCAGAGUCAGUGGUGAAGUUGGGUUCCAAUUCUUGAGGAUUUUUAUUUAUGAGGCAAAUCCUCACCCGGUAGAUCUGAUGUUUGCGGCAGGAUCCAUGCCCAAGCUAGAAAAACUCGUGCUUUCUUUCCGCAUAGCAGCUGGCUCUCUGGACUUUGGAAUCAAGAACCUCCCCUGCCUCAGUACGGUCAAAUGUAGUACAAAUGCCGACGAUGGCAUUUUUGGAGCCAUACAGACUGCCGUGGAGAGAGCAGCCAGCACACACCCCAAUCACCCUAGUUUACUCUUUCGGAGAGAUGUCAAAUGUAGUACAAACAAGGCUCCAUACUUCUCUCCUUUAUGAUACGCCAGUACACUGUACUCUCUCUGUUGGAUAAUGUAUUAUCUAUGACAUCCAUGUUUUUCAUAUUUUACAUAUGACGACAUGUGGAGUCCGUGUGAUACAAUAUUGUUGAAUUUGUGCUUGAAUAAAACAUUUUCAUAUGGUUGUGA
Molecule: messenger RNA, 3405 nt
Organism: Aegilops tauschii subsp. strangulata
Lineage: Eukaryota; Viridiplantae; Streptophyta; Magnoliopsida; Poales; Poaceae
Source: RefSeq, a predicted model, not a curated record